Molecule: messenger RNA, 2063 nt
Organism: Setaria italica (foxtail millet)
Lineage: Eukaryota; Viridiplantae; Streptophyta; Magnoliopsida; Poales; Poaceae
Product: polygalacturonase At1g48100
Exons: 7
Coding region: 114-1697 (527 amino acids)
Biological process (GO): carbohydrate metabolic process
Molecular function (GO): polygalacturonase activity
Source: RefSeq, a predicted model, not a curated record
CCCUGCCUUUCAUCAUUCCUUCUUUAUCUAUCGUCUUCCAAACACAUACAGACAUACAAAUACACACACUCUGAAGCUGAACGAGAGAUAGAUACAAAGUUACAAGCACAAAGAUGAGGCUUGAGCUAAAAGGUCUCACCUUCCUGCUGCUUCUUGUCUUGCUUGUUCUUUGCUCCAGCGUUCAUCUAUGCGAUGCAAGGAGCGGCAAGCAUUGGAGGCACAGCAGAGCGCCCUCCACCUCUCUGCUGAGGGGAAAAGGGAAAGCAAAGAGCAGUAGUUCCCACAAGCAAAAUGGCAAAGGGAAUCAGAGUCCAUACCAGCAAAGUCCGAUCGUGCCUGUCAGCCCGAGUGGAAGCCCUGCUCAGGGCAGAGGAGGUCAGGGUCCAACAAUGCCAGCACCAAGCAGUGGAACUGGAUACACACUGCCACCACCACCACCACCGCUGCAGCCACCUCCGCCACCGUCGCUACCAGCAGCACCAUCACAGGAUACAGUCUACAACGUGGUGGAUUUUGGAGCCAAGGGUGAUGGAGUUACAGAUGAUACUCAGGCUUUUGAAGCAGCAUGGGCAGCAGCAUGCAAGGUGGAGGCAUCUACGGUUCUUGUACCAUCUGAACUCGAGUUUGUCGUUGGCCCAGUCUCAUUUUCUGGGCCUUACUGUAAACCAAACAUUCUAUUCCAGCUAGAUGGAACUAUUUUAGCUCAAACUAGUGCAAGAGUGUGGGGUUCUGGUUUGCUUCAAUGGCUUGAGUUCACGAAGCUAACUGGAAUAGCAAUCCAAGGCAGUGGUGUAAUAAAUGGCAGGGGGCAAGGAUGGUGGACCUACUCAGAUCCAAAUGAUGAUGACGACAACGAUGCAUUCAGAGUGGAGCUAGACAAGAUGCCACAAAUUAAACCUACGGCGCUGAGAUUUUAUGGCAGUUCCAAUGUCACAGUAACGGGUAUCACGAUUGUUAACAGUUCACAGUGCCAUCUGAAGUUUGAUAGCUGUCAAGGAGUCAUGGUUCAUGAUUUAACCAUCUCUUCCCCUGAGAAUAGUCCCAACACUGAUGGAAUACACCUGCAAAACUCCAGAGAAGUCAACAUUCACCACACCAACAUGGCUUGCGGUGAUGACUGUGUUUCCAUACAGACAGGAUGCAGUGACAUAAACAUACAUAACGUGAACUGUGGACCAGGCCAUGGGAUCAGCAUUGGUGGUCUAGGGAGGUACAACACAAAAGCAUGUGUAUCCAACGUCACUGUAAGAGAUGUCAACAUGGUUAAAACAACGAAUGGGGUCAGAAUCAAGACUUGGCAGGGUGGUUCCGGGCUGGUUCAGGGUAUAAGGUUCUCAAACAUACAGGUCUCAGAAGUUCAAACGCCUAUCAUAAUAGACCAAUUCUACUGUGACAAAACAACGUGCAGAAAUCAAACCUCAGCAGUGGCGGUUUCAGGUGUUCAGUAUGAGAACAUCAGGGGGACUUUCACAAUUAAACCGGCCCACUUCGCGUGCAGCGACAGCUCGCCUUGUUCAGAGAUCACUCUUACCGGAAUACAACUCAAACCCCUGAUAGUGCCGCAGUUCCACCUGUACAACCCCUUCUGCUGGCAAGCCUUUGGAGAACUGUACACCCCCACCCUCCCUCCCAUACCUUGCUUGCAGAUCGGCAAACCAGCAGGGAACAGCGUGCUGUCCGAUGGUGACCUUUGCUGAAAUGUUGGGCCUCUCUGAAAAGAAGUGGAAGUACCUUAAUCCGGGAAAUACUGUUGUUGUUCAUCAGUUAAGGUGGUCGUCGUGAUUCUUCCGACCCCUUUGCACAAUGCCGUGUAUUGUGCAUAUAUGCAACUAUUGUCAGGAAUCAGGAUAUGGCUUCCAUGGGCCAUGGCACGUGCCAACUCCCCUCUUGAUAGGAAAUAUAGGAAGUCGAUGAUAUAGGUAGUGUUUGCCCAGCGUUUCCAGUGAUGUAUCAAGCAUGCGUUUGAGAUGCUUGAGGGAAAAACAUAGGAUCAGUAGGCUGUAUCCCCCUUUAUACCGGAAUGUACAUACAAAUACUAGUAGAAAAGCCUUGUUCACUCUCCA